Cyclocybe aegerita is the source of this 729-nucleotide messenger RNA. NCBI's taxonomy places the organism in Eukaryota, Fungi, Basidiomycota, Agaricomycetes, Agaricales, Hemipholiotaceae. The record is from the annotation of a GenBank genome assembly.
AUGCCUCCUGCUCCUGUACCACCACCUGCACCUCCGCCGCCGCCUCCACCAGCACCUCCGAAAGCGUGGCCUGUCCCGAAGCUCCUCCUCCGUGUCGACGACCUCGAGCAUGACGGCGCAGACGUCUUCUUCCAGGCCGUUCAGCCGAAGCAGGCCAUGUAUGACGCUGUGAUGGCCUCGUUCAGGUGGUUGUACACCCCAGAGACCGUUCCGAAGACGGUACAGCAGAUCCUGCUCGUCUUGCGCGUCAUGGACGGCGUGGCGGUCACGUUUGGCACGGAGUCGCUCAAGGAGAUCCAUUUCUCGCUGGACCAUAUCAAGCGGUCGGCGCAUCGGGCGCGCGAGGAGAUUAUGGGUGUCCUCGUGCAUGAGGUCGUGCAUUGCUUUCAGCAUAAUGCGCUCGGUUCGUGUCCAGGGGGAUUGAUUGAGGGGAUUGCUGACUUCGUCCGCCUACACGAGAACCUGUCGCCUCCUCACUGGAGACGGAGAGGUGGAGGCGACUGGGACGACGGGUACGAGAAGACGGCGUACUUCCUCGAUUGGAUCGAGACUCGCUAUGGCGAAGGUUCGAUCUGCGAGCUGAACGAGUGCAUGAAGGACGAGAAGUACCAUCGACGCGUCUUCAAGGAGGUUACGGGUCGACCGGUGAGGAAGCUAUGGGCCAUAUAUUGCAAGAGCCUGGAAGAAACCGAGACGUCCGAUGGCUAUACCGUUGUGGGGGAUCCGUAA